Homalodisca vitripennis (glassy-winged sharpshooter) is the source of this 727-nucleotide messenger RNA. Its product is annotated as DNA mismatch repair protein MutS-like. Bases 17 to 334 code for a protein of 105 amino acids. The transcript is spliced from 3 exons. NCBI's taxonomy places the organism in Eukaryota, Metazoa, Arthropoda, Insecta, Hemiptera, Cicadellidae. The record is from RefSeq and is a predicted model, not a curated record.
AGAUAAUAUAUUUAAGAUGUCAAUACAGCAUUUGGAGCACAUGGUGUACAAAGGGGAGUUAGUGUAUCUCUACCGACUAAAGGACGGAGAUGUCCAGUCCAGCUUUGCCUUGCAGGUGGCCCAGGCUCAAGGACUUGCCAAAUCAUCAGCAGACAGAGCAACCAUGAUACUGAAUGGUUUAAGAGAAGAAGCAGAAAUGACCGUUGAUAGCAAUAACAGGCUGGCAAAUGUUAUAGCAAAGAGGAGAUUGUUUCUCAAAAAACUAAGUAAGGCUGUAUUGUGUAAUGGCCAUCUGGACACAUGGAAGCAAGAACUCGUCAGUCUUCAAUUGUAGCUAUGGAAAACCACCCUUACAGUAGCUCCUAGCAUUUAAUUAAAUAAUUAUCAGGAAUAUUUGUAGCAAGUGUUAAAGGUGGCAUAUACAUUCUCUCUCUCACCUACAUCUGUAAAGCAACUCAUAGACAAAUAUUUAACUAUGCCAAGAGCCACUCUAACCUUGAAGAUUCAUGAAGAUUAGUCACAGAAAACUACAUAAACAUUAAGUGCACCAAGGCAACUAUCUGGAUGAAAUACUAAUUUUACAGUCUAUUCUAGAUGUUCAUAGGAUAAAAAAGCGUACAUGUUUAAACAUAAAAUUUAUCUGUAAUUGUAUAACAUAGAAUAACAGAAUUUAAGUACAAUACAAUAAAUAGUUUGAACCAGUAAAGUAAUACUUCUGACUAAAAAA